Patella vulgata (common limpet) is the source of this 4388-nucleotide messenger RNA. RefSeq names its product ryanodine receptor. Gene Ontology annotation, molecular function: ryanodine-sensitive calcium-release channel activity; protein binding. The transcript is spliced from 35 exons. Gene Ontology annotation, biological process: calcium ion transmembrane transport. The record is from RefSeq and is a predicted model, not a curated record. The coding region runs from base 225 to 4388 and encodes 1387 amino acids. NCBI's taxonomy places the organism in Eukaryota, Metazoa, Mollusca, Gastropoda, Patellidae. Gene Ontology annotation, cellular component: calcium channel complex; sarcolemma; smooth endoplasmic reticulum.
UCGGGCGGCUGUUCGGCUUGUGAUUGUCUAAGAAUAAAACACGAAGAUUCUUUCGAUAACGACGAUAUUCCAGCACUGUAACUAGUGAAAUGUUUAGUCAAUAUAUGGAUUAGGGAAUUCCGUUGAUUUUUCGACGAUUCUUUCACCAUACGCUGAAUGAACUGGAAAUAUUGUUAGGCCUAUAGAGACUAGGGCUACCUUUUCUCUACUGCUAAAUCGGCAAGAUGGCGGACCCUGCCGAGGGCGGAGGGUCAGAACAAGAUGGUGUAUCUUUUCUUAGAACGGAUGAUAUGGUAUGUUUGAGUUGUGCUGUUUCAUCGUCUAAGGAUGCCAGUACAACAGAAAGAGUAUGUCUUGCAGCAGAGGGGUUUGGAAAUCGUAUGUGCUUCCUUGAAGAUGUUUCAAAUAAGGAUGUACCACCAGAUAUAUCAGUAUCAGUAUUUGUGUUGGAACAAGCUCUUUCGGUCCGUGCUUUACAGGAGAUGAUCACAUCCGCAUCCCAAGGUUCCACGACUGCUCAAUCAGGUCACAGAACACUACUAUAUGGUCAUGCUGUACUUUUACGUCAUUACCAUGGCAAUAUGUAUUUAUCCUGUCUUUCAACAAGUUCCUCAAAUGAUAAAUUAGCCUUUGAUGUUGGUUUACAAGAAUCAGCUGAAGGUGAAUCUUGCUGGUGGACCAUUCAUCCAGCAUCGAAACAGAGGUCAGAAGGUGAAAAGGUCAGAGUUGGAGAUGACCUUAUUCUAGUCAGUGUGUCAUCAGAAAGAUAUCUACAUAUUGGCAGUAGUAAUAGUAUAGUAGCAUCGUUUCAACAAACACUAUGGACUGUAGUACCCAUGUGUUCUGGUGCUGUACGAACAAAAACAGUUGGUUAUGUAUUUGGUGGAGAUGUAUUAAGAUUAUUCAAGGGUCAUAUGGAUGAAUGCUUAGCAAUACCAGAAGCAGGAAGUGAACAAGAAUACAGUGCUGUAAUGUAUGAAACGGGUGCCGUUUGCUCACAUGCUAGAUCACUAUGGAGACUUGAACAUAUCAGAACCAAAUGGGCCGGUGGAUUCAUGGGAUGGGGACAACAAUGCCGUAUCCGUCAUGUAACAUCAGGACGAUAUUUAGCUGUUACUACUGGUGACCAUCACGUAGUAACAGUACAUAGAGCCAAAGCAGACGAAGUCAGUACAGCUUUCUUAUUGCUGCAGUCAAAGGAUGACAAGAAACAGCCAGAGGUUCGAGAAGUAGAAGGAAUGGGGAAAGCUGACGUCAAAUAUGGCGAUUCCAUGGCCUUCGUUCAACAUUGUGAUUCAGGCCUCUGGCUAUCAUAUCAAAUAUUUGAAACUAAAAAACGUGGAGUUGGUCGUGUUGAAGAGAAAAAAGCCAUCAUGUUAGUAGAAGGUCACAUGGAUGAUGGUUUAACGUUGGCUAAAUCACAAGAAGAAGAAUCACGAUCAGCCCGAGUUAUCAGGAAGUGUCAAUCAUUAUUUACUAAAUUUAACAAAGCUCUAGACGCAUUAAAAACAGAAGGAAGAAACAGUCAUGCUUGGGGUAGAAUCAGUUUAUCAGAAGUUAUAAAGUGCCUUGAAGAUCUGAUCGAUUAUUUUGCACAGCCUGGUGAAGACGAAGAACAUGAAGAAAAACAGAAUAAGUUACGAGCUUUAAGAAAUCGUCAGGAUUUGUUCCAGGAAGAAGGAAUGAUUGCUCUGAUUCUGGAGACGAUUGAUAAAUUCAGUCAGUAUAAAGGACAGAGACAGUUUUCCCAGUAUGCCGGGGAGGAUGCUGGAGAGAGCUGGGAUUCCAUAUCGAGUUAUCUCUACUUAUUAUUAGCUGCCAUGAUUCGCGGUAACCGUGCCAACUGUUCUCAGUUUGCUCAAUCCUACAGAUUAGAUUGGUUGGUUUACAGGCUAGAAAGUCAACAGUCUUCCACAGGUGUAUUAGACGUCCUGCAUUGUGUUUUGAUUGACAGUCCUGAAGCUUUGAAUAUGAUCAAAGAGAAACAUAUCAUCACCAUUAUAUCACUUAUAGACAAACAUGGACGGGAUCAUAAAGUAUUAGAUGUAUUACGAUCUCUGUGUGUUGGUAGUGGAGUAGCUGUUAGAACCAAUCAGAAUCUAAUCUGUGACAAUUUAUUACCUGGACGCGAUCUCUUACUACAGACUAAACUUGUUGAUCACGUCACAAGUAUCCGACCGAAUCUGUGUGUUGGAUUGUGUGAAGGAUCAGCUAUGUAUAAAAAAUGGUAUUUUGAAAUUGUUGUCAUUAACUACGAAUAUGCCACUCACUUGCCUCCAUUGUUAAGAAUGGGUUGGGCAAACACAGAUGGCUUCAUACCCUAUCCUGGUGGAGGAGAAAAAUGGGGUGGUAAUAGUCUGGGAGAUGAACUGUAUUCAUACGCCUUUGAUGGACAAAAUCUAUGGACAGGUGGUAAGCUAAAGCAUGUUCGUUCAGCUAGUCAGCCAUUACAGAAAGGUGAUGUAAUUGGUUGUACGUUAGAUCUCACUGUUCCACAAAUUACAUUCUCACUCAAUGGUGUCAAGAUUCGAGGAUUCUUUAAAGAUUUCAAUCUCAGUGGAAUGUUCUUUCCUGUUGUAAGCAUGUCGGCAUCUGUCAGUUGUCGUUAUGUACUUGGAGGAGAACAUGGCAGAUUAAAAUACGGUCCACCAGAAGAACAUUCACCAAUCAUCGAAUGUCUGAUGCCAAAAGAAAAACUAGUCAUUCAGUCAUGUUUUUAUUUUGGUGAUAUGAAGAAAUGUAUUAUCAGUGGACCUACAGAAAUAUUUGAUUACGUGCCAUUUGUUCCUAAUCCAGUUGCAACAGGAAGGAUCCAGCUUCCUGCUUAUAUUGAAAAUGUAAGAGAUAAGUUGGCCGAGAAUUUACAUGAGUUAUGGGCAAUGUCAAAGAUUGAACAGGGCUGGUCCCAUGGAGAUGAACGUGAUCCAAAAAACAAGAAAAAUCCAUCACUAACAGCUUUUGAACGUCUACCUAUGUCUGAGAAAAAAUAUGUUGUUACAGUAGCCUUUGAAACUCUCAGGACAUUAUUAGCACUAGGAUAUCAUAUAACCAUUGAUCAUCAACAACAACAGAAUAACAGGAUGAAAACAGUUAAACUAGCUAACAACUAUUUACAAGGUAAUGGUUAUAAACCAACACCGUUAGAUUUAUCUGUGGUUACGUUAACCGAUAAAAUGGAGGAAUUGGUUAACCUAUUAGCUGAAAAUACACACAAUGUCUGGGCUAGAGACAGAAUUAAACAUGGAUGGACUUACGGUUUAUGUGAGGAUCCAAUUCAGAAAAGAAGUCCACAUCUUGUACCCUACAACAAAGUGGAUGAAUCUAUUAAAAAAGCCAACAGGAACACAACGAGUGAUACAGUAAAGACAUUGAUAGCCUAUGGUUACGCUCUAGAGGCACCAACAAGUGAAACAGGAGAAAGUGGUAUGACAGCUUUAAUUAGAGAAUCACAAGAAAAAGUAAUCCAGACUCGAACUUUCAGAGCUGAAUUAACCUAUGCUGUUUCAUCCGGAAAAUGGUAUUAUGAAAUGGAGGUACUAACAACAGGUUAUAUGAAGAUUGGUUGGGCCAAGAAAUCAGCAGAAUCUGGUGAUGAACUAGGAAUGGAUGGGAAAUCCUAUGUAUUUGAUGGAUAUUUGGCGAGGAAAUGGAACCAUGGAUCAGAUCCGUAUGGUAAAAGAUGGCAGACAGGAGAUGUGAUUGGUUGUUUGUUAGAUCUUCAUGACAAGACCAUCUCUUUCUCAUUGAAUGGUGAAUUAAUGAUGGAUUCUUUAGGACAAGAAAUCGCUUUCAGGGACAUCGAACCUUCAGAAGGUUAUGUACCAGCCAUGACUAUGGGAGCUCAUCAACAAGGAAAGUUUAAUUUUGGACAGGAUGUGAACACAUUAAAAUAUUUUACAUGUUGUGGUCUACAAGAAGGUUAUGAACCAUUCUGUGUAAACAUGACUCGACAAUUACCUUUAUGGUACAGUAAAGGUCAGCCAUUAUUUAACCCGUUAGAUGUUGAUGAUCCCCAAAUACAGGUCAACAGAAUACCAGGAGGAGCCAAUGUGACACCAUGUCUGAAAGUGCAAUCCAAGACGUUCGGUACACUGGAAAAAGUCCGUCUAGAGUAUUUCAGACUCAGUCUUCCAGUGAAAUGCAGAGAUGAGUUCCUUUCACUACGUGAUAGAAGUUUAGCGCAGGCUGUGUUGGAGAAGAGGAUGAAUCUGGAGAAUCUGAGGAAUCGUGAUACAGAUAUAGAAGAAGAGAACAUGACAGGUGGGGAGAUAUCUAGUAGUCAAGAUAAUUACAGUGAUGCUAACAUCAGUGAUGCUUCUGUAGAACGUGGCAGUAAAAUAAUAGCAGGUAGAACUAACAUUCCUAUCAUCGGUAACCCAACAGUCUAA